AUGAAUGAGAUUGAUUUAAUAAAGGAGGUUGAAAAGCGACCUAUUUUGUAUGACAAGUCUGUGAGUGGUUUUAAUAAAACUAAACUUAGAGACGAUGCAUGGAAAGAAGUACAACAGUCAUUACAUGUUUCUGAAUCAGAGUGCAAGAAAAGAUGGCGGUCUCUUCGCGAUUCGUUCAUAAAACUCCAGAGGACACACGGGGGUCGUACGAGGUGGCCUUACCACCAGGCCAUGAGGUUCCUGUUGCCGCAUAUAGAAACUAAGGACAAUGGAGCUAUUAGCAAAAAGGAAGCUGAGGACUCGGAUGCUGAAGAGGAGAUGCGUCAGCGUGCCAUCCAAUGUCUGCCGGACCUGUCAUACAGUCAGGAUAACAAAUACGACGACGAUGACGAGGAAGACUCCGAACCCUCACCGAAGAAAGCUCGUCAGAACUCCACGGACGAAGAAGUAACGUCCUGUUCCUGUGAUAAAAGAACGGACCCUGAUGAGUUGUUCCUUAUCAGUUGCGCUCCGACCCUUAAAAGGCUAAAUUCCAAACAAAACGCGCUUGCUAGACUUAAAAUCCAGCAGGUGUUGUUAGAAGCGGAAUUCGGUUCCCAAAUGGAUCUCCCCUACGUGACACCGGCAAGUGAUUGUGACUUCGACGCUGUUGAAUAAGUCUUAAGAAAAUACACACAUUUAAAUAGCACAUAAUAAUAUAGAUUUUAUCAAAAUGUUUUACACUAAAUUAGGACGGGCUACAACGUAAGAUUUUAAAUGGCUUUUUGUUAUAUUAUUUAAGACGAAACUUAGCUGUAAUGUUUGUUUGUUU
This is a messenger RNA of Spodoptera exigua (beet armyworm), 811 nucleotides long. Lineage: Eukaryota; Metazoa; Arthropoda; Insecta; Lepidoptera; Noctuidae. The record is from the annotation of a GenBank genome assembly.